GAGGAAGAUGAAGCUGAAGGCUGCAAGGCAGAGAGAUCGUGUUAAAAAAAUGUUCAGUGUAAAGAAAUUGAAUGGCUCAGGUUCUGCUGAUUAAUUCAUUCUAAGCCACUGCUUCUUCCUUUCUUCAUCAGAAUCGAAAUCCCCCAAUUCCCAGACCUGACUGUCUUGUCUUCGCUCUCGAUAAUAUAUUCUCACGAGCUCUCAGCCUCAGCAGAACAUCGUCGAAAACCGGAUCUUUUGCUGGAAAUCAUGCAGAAAGAGAGGAAGAUCCGAAAGACAGCGGAAGAGGGAGAUGGAGAAAGAAGAAGGAUUCUAUAGGUUUAGUAUUUUCCCUGCUAUCACUCACCCCGCCGGUGUUGUGGAUGGUUAAUUGAUAGCUCGGCGAUGAUGAUGAUAGUUGCCUUUAGUAGUUGCUGGCACAUCAGCUCGCUACUCGUUGUCACUAACUUACACGAUCACCUCAGGGACUGGCGUGUCGAUCCUUCCUUUUGUGUCAUAGUGAGCUUUGAUGUAAAACUCAAUGUUGUAAUGAAAACAAUUUAAUAAGUAGGAUGAUCAAAAUAGAACUUCUCACAGAAUUGGGAUUGACCCACCUGCAUCAGCAAAAAAGUUACAGCAAAAUUUCCAGAUUGUCUUCCGUCAUCAGCAUCUUCUUCUAUUUGAACUCGUUGUGCAGAGUGCAAAUCAGUUCCAGAAUUUGAAGGAAUCCAGAAACCUUGUAUGUUGAAAGAAGUGAUGGAUGAGCCUCAUUCUGUCAAUAGUCCUAGAAGGAUCCUUAGCUUUUCAAAGAGGAGGAGGGCCUCUGUUUCCUUUCUAGAUCCUCAUGACAAGGCUUCUGGGGUCGGAUUGUCUGGAGAACAUGGCCCAAAGCCGUCUGAAGUCUAUGGAUUUGUAGGGUCAAUCACAACAGUUGUUGCUACAGUUAUUUUCUUGGUUUGGGCGUAUGUUCCUGAGCAUUUGCUACAUUCAGUUGGAAUCUUUUACUAUCCUAGCAGGUACUGGGCAUUGGCGGUGCCAACAUAUGGUAUGGUUACUGUAAUAUUAGCAUUGGUAUUCUAUGUUGGCCUCAGCUUCAUGUCAACUCCUCCUCCAACAUCAAUAAAUACUUUUUUGGAUGAAUUCAGUAGAGAACCGGCAGACUUUAUUCCAUCUACAGAGGAAGAUGAGUCACCCAUUGAGCCGAUAUCUGAUAUUAGCAUCUUCAGAGUCAAUGAUCUCAUGUUUAAUGAUAAAAAAUGACACAGCACCCAUGGAUACUCUGCCUUUGCCUAUAUUUUCUUGAAGAAAAUGUGUUCUGUCGGCACUGAGUAGAGAUUUUUAAAAGAACUUGAACGCAAAUAAUGUCAAGUCCGCAUGUGAUUGAUCAGGUAAGUAUAGUCGGCCCUAUAACUGUCGACACGACACUACUUGAGACGAGCACGAAUGCUUGUGUUUAGGAACAAAGAAGAGGAAAAAAAGCGAGAAAUAGAGGAACAGAAAAAACAGACAAGGAAAGAAAUAAUUGAUAUUCCCCCUUAUUUUUGGUGUAAAAUUUUCAGCUACUUAUAUCAAUUUCUGUUCUGGAUAAAAAUCAAUUUACGAACUAUAAACAACAAAUGAUCAUUUGUCAAGUUCUUUGAUUGUUCAGGUUUUCUUUCUAUUUGAUCCACAA
This is a messenger RNA of Carica papaya (papaya), 1651 nucleotides long. The record is from RefSeq and is a predicted model, not a curated record. Lineage: Eukaryota; Viridiplantae; Streptophyta; Magnoliopsida; Brassicales; Caricaceae.